GAGAUGAUUUAUUUGAUUUAAAGGAUGCACUUGGAACUGAAGCUCCUACUAAAAGGCCUAGUGCAGUUACCAAAAAAACAGAUGAUGGCUUCAACUUAGAAGAUGCUGUAUUUGGUGACGAUGAUUCCCCAAAACCAACAGCACCACCUCCUCAGCCCAAACCUGGGAGUCAUGGCCACAGUGGAGGAUUUGAAGAUUCAGAUUUAUUCGAUGGUGACCUGCCACCUGAUAAUCCAAAAUCAGGCCAUCCUUCGAACCCUUCCUCAGGUAGGGAUGAUUCUGGCUCCGCUGGAGCUAAAACAGAUUCUCCAGGCAUGCUAGCUGGCAUUAUUAGUUCUGUUGUAGUGGCAAUAGCUGGAGCGCUUUCAAGUUUCAUAGCAUAUCAGAAGAAGAAGCUUUGCUUCAAACAAAGCGAUCAAGAAAACAUUCCUGUGGAAAGCCAGCAAGGAGCACAUGCAGCACCAGCUGUUCAGCGUACACUUUUGCAGAAACAAUAGCAGAAUUUGAUAUGAAGAGAAGACCAGAAACUGGAUUUAUAGCCUGCAUAAUUCCCUGAAGGAGCAACACAAUGGAAUUGCGAAGUAGAUCUUUAAAAUAGGCCUGUUGAAACAUCUUUAGAAAGGAAGUGUGAUGUUUCUAACCAAUGAAAAAUAUUUUCAUCCACCAUUUACCCUUUGAAGUUCAAUUGUACACAGGGUGAUUAUUGUUUUUCAAAUGUAUUUUUAUGGUGUUUGUUGUUGAUUGGAUUAAAGUUUUUUUCUCUUCUUUUUUUUUUGUAGCAAGAACCUUGAAAAGGGAGAUGUGUAUAGUUGUAAAAUACCUUCAGGCAGAUUGUUCACUAAGGAAAGCUAUGUUGAUAGUAAAUAUCUCCGAGACGUACAGUUUGGCUUUACAUACUAAUGCAUAGCACACCAUAUGGAUAAGGCCAGCUAUUUAGAUAUUGAGGGUGAAGCACAGUUGAAAUUACAUGUUAUAAAUAUGUAAGAAUCGAUAUAGGGCUAAGUCCCCUUGUCCCUGAAUUUCCAUUCAUAAACAUUAACAUUUUUCCUUCUGCAUGUUCUUGAUCACAUUUAGAAAAUUUGACAUGGAGCAAAUGCCUUAUCUGACUAGCAAACCUUUUGAAAUUUUAUCAUUAUAUACAAAUACAUAGGAAUUGAAGGCAUUAAAAAUCUAAGUUGCCUUAAUGUUUUGGCUCAGAAAUAAUUUUAAAAUAAUCCUUAUCUUGAACAUGUUUGCAUCUUAAGGUUUAUUACUUGUGUGUAGUGAGGCUGUAUUUCUCAACUGCAUGAUGCUGGAAACAAAUGGGAUUUUAAAGAACAUGCACUGUGGUCCUUCAGGCUUUACAAUACUUUAUUGAAAUGAAAUCCAAAACACUUUAUAACCAUAAGAUAAAUCUCUCAUCUUUACAUCAAGUUUGCUUAGGGUUAGUGUGGGAAAUGUUUGCUAUGCCUCCUAAUUCCUACUGCCAACAUCUGCCAUUGGUAGGCCUUAAUUAAAUGUGGGAACAUAGCUAAGAUAUAUAGUGGCUUGGGUUCUUAGGCCAAUUAUGACCAAAUAUGAUAGGGAUAUGGAUCCUGGAUUUCAAUCACAGGUUACGUGAAACAAUCAUAUUGGGACACAGCCACAUCCCUUCCCUCACUGUCAAAUCAACAAGGGAGCCUCUUUAUAUUAACAUUUUCGUUAAGGUUUUGGAGUGGUAGUAGGAAGAACUCAAGGUCUAACCUUGCUUAGUCAAGCUUGCUUAGGGUUAGCAUUCUGUCUAGGAAAUUCGGGAAAUUGAACUCUAAACAUCUUAAAGAUGCCAAACUUGAAAAACAUUGGUUCAAAUAAACUCUUUCCAAUUCUGUGAUUUUUUUAAAAGUGAUAAAAUUGCAUGAUAAUAAUUUAGAGCUACCACAAAAUUUUGGUGAUAUUAUUUUGAGGAAGUUAUUUUGGGGAAUCAUCCGUAGCUGGAUGCUACUCGCCAUUUUAAAGUAACUUAUCAGAGCUGUUUAUUACUACUUUCAGGGAGGGGAAUAAAAGGUGAGGUCUGGAGCAGGCACAUUCCUUGCUAAACUAUAAACUUAAAUAAGCAUGUGAAUUAGUCCAAAAUUGGCUCUUCUUUUGCUCUUUAUUCCAUAAUAAAGUAACUUUUCAGUAAUGGAUUUGCUGCUUAAAAUUACUUAAAACUGCAUGUGCCUCUGAUUACAAAUUUACCUUGCAGUUCAUAAGUGCCCUACUAGUUCUGUGCUUUACAUUUCAUAAAGACUUAUUUGUGCAAUAUUUUUCAAAGAACGCACAAUAAACUUCAAUUGCAGAUGCCUUAUGUACAAUACCUUGAAGUGCCAACAUAUUAAUUGAGUAGAAAUAUGAGCUGAGUAUUUUAUAUUGUUUCAUUAAAAGGAGAUUUGGAAAUGGUCACAAUAAUAUCCUAUUAUUAAAUUUGUGAUUUAAAAAAUGAAACUGUCAAGAAAUGUGGGUGCCAUAUUAUUUAAGGGGAACUCAUGUAAUUUCAAGUUAAGUAUCAUGCCUAAGUAAAUUAUGUAAAUCUUUGCAUAAUGUGAUAUGUACAUACAUAGACUUCUAGACAUGAAUAUUGGGCCAACUUUCAAUUUAAAUUAGAUACAAGUUAGCUGUAUAAGCAAUGCAUGGAUGUUUAAGUUGCCCUUUGCAUUUUAAUAAACGAAAUAUCAGUUUUGGGUCAUGUGAAUGUAGCAUACGUUCAGCACCAAAUCUUAAUAAAUUCAGCAAGAACCUGCAUUUUGAAGAAAAAUGUGUGCAUGAAUUUGAUUGCAAUUAGCUUUUGAUAAGUGGCAAUAUUUUGCUAUAAUCCUUAUUUUGUGAACCAGGACUCAUGCAAAAAAUGAUUGCUAUUAAUAAAGAUAUUUCCAUGUUAUUACUGAACAGAAAGACUUUAGUUCAAACCAUAAAUGAAAUACUUGUGGCAAACUUGUGGCAUCAUUUAUUGAAUAAGCUGUCUUCAUCUAUUUGUUCUUCCUCAUCCACCAGCAGUCUAGGUAAAGGAGACAACUAAUGGUUUGUUUUCAGUUUAUCAUUUGUUUCCCUUGUCCUUAUCUGCAGCUAAUGAGAGAGUAUCCCCAUGAUUUAUCAUAAACAAAACCCUGGGGACAAUUGUUUGGCUAGUUGGAAUUGAAAGCACACUGCAGAGUUUAAAUAAUCAAAUCCAGACACCUGUCUACUACUGAGGAAGAGAAGAACCAGCAGAUGCAAUAGCAAUAGAUACAUUAGCAAUGAGUUGUCAUGUUAUUCCAGUAUGUUCAGACUUUGCUAUAAAAAUAAUGAGAAUAUGUUUGGAAUAAGCACUUAAUAGUGUAUCCUAUACAUUUUAAUUUUUAAAAAUUGGAAUAAAGUGUCACAUAGUACUGUAUAAUAUUCCAUGUAAAUGUGUAUAAGAAUGUGCAGACGGGGCUACACUUCUGCAUGUAUUUGGAUGUAAAUACCAUUGAACUAGAUGGUAUUGUUAUUUGGAAAGAUUGCAUAUGAUUAGACCAUUCAUAUCUAAAGCAAAUCAUUGCCAUGGGUUGAUGAUACGAUUCAUGCAUGACGUAAAAUAUAUCUAUGGUUCAGUAUGUUUAAUUUUUAAGUAGAUUUAUGGCUCUUUAGAUUAUGAGAAUCUCUAAAUAUUUGGUAAUUAAAACUUGUCAUUUGUUUUUAAUAAAGAAAUCUAAAAUUA
Messenger RNA from Thamnophis sirtalis, 3673 nucleotides. NCBI's taxonomy places the organism in Eukaryota, Metazoa, Chordata, Lepidosauria, Squamata, Natricidae. The record is from RefSeq and is a predicted model, not a curated record.